Molecule: messenger RNA, 2461 nt
Organism: Aaosphaeria arxii CBS 175.79
Lineage: Eukaryota; Fungi; Ascomycota; Dothideomycetes; Pleosporales
Product: RNI-like protein
Exons: 4
Coding region: 308-2128 (606 amino acids)
Molecular function (GO): protein binding
Source: RefSeq, a predicted model, not a curated record
UAGCUUGGUUUGGCUGUUCGCUGUCGCAGCAGUUGCAGUCGCAGUCACAGUCACAGGACAGGGACCGACCGCCAAUCACCAAAACACCCCUCACGACCUCACAACCUCACCACCAUCUUACAACAACCUUACUACCUCACAACCUCUCGCCCUCUCGCUCUCACAACCCUAACCUACAACCGACGUAACUGUCUACAUUGCUUCCAGCGAAAAGUCCUACCUUGCCUCACGCAAGCUCGACCCUCACUCGUUACCUCCACCCUCACCCUGCCGCCAAACGCAUCCUGCAAUCCCUCAUCCCAUAAUCAUGGCUCGCUCCCGCCGGCCACAACGAGACACCAGCGUAGCUCGAUCCGACACCUCCGCUUCUACUUCCCCCGAACGAGGGGUGGUAGACUUGGACGAUGACAACGACUCUCUCAUGCUGAAUGCGAACGACUCCCAGUCCUCCCUCGCUCCCUCCGUGUCCCCCGACUCCAACGAAGAAGCCGCCCGCCGCGCCCUAGAGGAGAGAUGUCGCGUGUCGCCCAUAUCCAGGUUACCUGCAGAACUCAUGAUCCACAUUUUCUCCAAGCUUUCGUCCACGGGAGAUCUAUUCAACUGCAUGAUGGUGUCAACGGAAUGGGCGAGGAAUAGCGUCGGUUUGCUAUGGCACAGGCCCUCGACAAGCAAGUGGGAGGGUGUGAAGAACGUCAUAACAACAGUCAGGACGACCAAAAGCUACUUUGAGUACAGCAACCUGAUCAAGCGUUUGAACCUGUCUGCUCUGAACAGCGAUGUUAGCGAUGGCACUCUGCAGCCACUCUCUAGCUGCAAGCGCGUGGAGCGCCUCACCCUUACCAACUGCUCGAAGCUCACCGACUUGAGUCUGACGGCUAUGUUGCAAGGGAAUAGGAGCCUUCUUGCGCUAGAUGUCACAAACUUGGACGCCAUCACAGACAAGACCAUGUUCACGCUGGCGAGCAAUGCCAUUCGCCUGCAGGGGCUCAAUAUUACAAACUGCAAGAAGAUUACGGAUGAAUCGCUCGACGCUGUGGCCCGCGCUUGCCGACAUUUGAAGCGACUCAAAUUGAACGGUUGUAGCCAGCUCACCGACAAGGCUAUCAUCUCGUUCGCUCUGAACUGCCGCUACAUCCUCGAAAUAGAUCUGCACGACUGUCGGAACCUCGAGGACGAAUCAAUCACUACCCUCAUCACAGAAGGACCUCAUCUGAGAGAACUACGACUGGCUCACUGCUCGAGAAUAACUGACCAAGCCUUCCUGCGUCUUCCAUCCGAGGCGACUUAUGAGAGUCUCCGCAUUCUGGACCUCACGGACUGUGGCGAGCUCCAGGAUGCCGGUGUGCAGAAGAUUAUCCAAGCUGCUCCUCGACUUCGCAACCUCGUUCUCGCGAAAUGCAAGCUCAUCACGGAUCGUGCAGUCCUGGCCAUCACACGUCUUGGCAAGAACCUGCACUACAUCCAUCUAGGCCAUUGUGCUCGGAUCACCGACACUGGCGUCAUGGCUCUCGUCAAACUAUGCAGUCGCAUUCGAUACAUCGACCUGGCAUGCUGCUCCAACUUGACAGAUCAAUCCGUGAAGCAGCUCGCCACACUCCCCAAGCUGAAGCGCAUCGGAUUGGUGAAAUGCAGCAAUAUCACCGAUCGCAGCAUCUAUGAUCUUGCCAAACCGAAGCAGUCCGGACAUGGCGGACCCAUAGCCCCAAGCGUACUAGAGCGAGUUCAUCUGAGUUACUGCAUCAACCUCACCCUGCCAGGAAUCCAAGCUUUGUUGAACAACUGCCCACGGCUCACACAUUUGAGUUUGACUGGCGUCCAAGCUUUCCUGCGCGAGGAUCUCGUGGUCUUCUGUCGCGAAGCCCCACCUGAAUUCACCGAGCACCAGCGAGAUGCGUUCUGUGUCUUCAGCGGGGUUGGCGUAACACGGCUGCGCAACUACCUGAAUGCAGACGCUCUGUCUGACAGCCGUCAAGGGCGUGUGCUCUUUGACAAUGACGGAACCAUGUUCGACGACGGCGAGGAACCCGAGAUGAUUGUCAACGUCACUGCUCAGGCAAAUGGCAUGGCAAUCGACGAGAUGAUGGACGAGGACAUUGGCGGCGAUAGCGAACUGAUGGAUCAGAACUAGGUCCAGAUGAGGUUUGGUCAUAUUGGCUGACAUUGCGUCCUGUCGUCCACCUCAUUCCCAGCCCCCAACAAAGGGUAGUCGACAUAAAAGUUCAUGGUUCUCACUCACGAACAAAGAGGCACCUUCAUUAUUCCCCAUCGGUGCCACUGCCGAAUUCGGUUUACUAGCAUUAGCGAUUCCUUUUUAACCUUUCUUAUGUUCAUAUUGCAGGCAUUGCGGGAAUACACAGGGAUCCAGACAUCUAUUUCAUCAUUUUUUUGUUCUUAGCACAUGAGUUUUCAGUCACGGCCGGCAUUAGGUGGGGUCUCAUACUCUGCGGAGGAAUACGGUGCA